Polypterus senegalus (gray bichir) is the source of this 3549-nucleotide messenger RNA. Its product is annotated as cation channel sperm-associated protein subunit gamma-like. Gene Ontology annotation, cellular component: sperm principal piece; CatSper complex; motile cilium. The record is from RefSeq and is a predicted model, not a curated record. Lineage: Eukaryota; Metazoa; Chordata; Cladistia; Polypteriformes; Polypteridae. The transcript is spliced from 31 exons. The coding region runs from base 1 to 3549 and encodes 1182 amino acids.
AUGCUGACAGGGAUUCAACGAUUUGACAAAACGUCUGUUGGGAAACUAGUGUCCGGUGAACAGACUGCAUCCGUGGACAGCUGGAUGAUUAAUUGUUGGGUGGUGCAGGCCAUGUUUCUCUUGCAGGCUCUGCUGGGAUCACUGUGCCUGGCAGAGCAGUGCUCGUGGCAACUUCAGGUCCUGGAAACCGAGACUUUUCAGGUUGUGUCCAACACUCUGUGGAGGCAGCAGCAGGUGUACGGAAUUCAGAAAAUCAUGAAAUUGCUGGUUGAACAAGCUGUGGAUCCUCAGGAAAAUGAAGUGCAUGAUCUGAUAGGUGAACUCCGCCGUGCAGAGAUUGUUUCUGAAUGCUGGUUUUCAAUGAUUGCCUGCUAUGAUGGUACCAUCCCCUGGUGGUUAAUAAGAGUAUCUUCAAGGAGGAUAUACUUUGGCUUCCCCUACUACCUGAAAGUCAUCCUGUCCUGCUCUACUAAGGUGGCCUCAGAGUAUGUUGCCCGCCAGGCAUUCCUGACUGGGAUGAGCCCUAAUGUGACUAUGAUUGCUAAAGAACCUGUCAAUCCGGCCAGUGGAAUUCACAUGAGCCUGGAACUGACAUUGGGUGCUGCUGCCUUGCGGGAUGACACACCUGCCUGUUCCAGUGAGAUGUGCUUACUUGGCUGGUAUUUCCCCUUGCCUUUCGUCAAUGGCUCAGUAGUGUAUCUGUUUAUAAUUCAAAGUAAUGGCUUUGGUCUAGACAUCAUGGACAGCAUGCAUACACUGAAUAUAAAUGGGUACAUAGUUCCAUCCCUUACCCCAAACAGAGAGCCAGAAGUGGUGCUAGGAGUCAAGGUCUCAAGCCUUCGCUCAAUGUUAAACACUGGUGACCCCUCCCGGCCUCUCUUGUUUGUCCAAGAAGUCUCACCUGUAUUGAUUUUGGGUGGAGUGAUCAACGUCAAGGCUAUAAUUAUGACAUCCACAGAGUACAGCUCAUACUUCCUAAUCGGGAUUACCCCUGAUAGCUGCUGGCCAGUGUUCAGUAUCUGCCCAUAUGAGUCAUCCUCUGACACCAUCACUUACGCUGUUGCAACUGAAAGCACACUCUUCAUUAGAAUCAACUGGAUGCUCUACACGUUCACUGGGAACUUCUCACUUCUGCCACUAGCUGUUGAGCCUUCUGCAUCUUGGACAUGUGUGUUGAAGAAUGUGUGUGUCAAGAAAAUAGUGCCUGUUCCCUGGGCCUAUCAGCAGGUAGAACACCUUUACAUUAUUGGAGGUGGUCAGCACCGGGAUCGAAUUUAUAAGGCAGCAAUCAAGGAUGGCAAAGUAGAAAUUGUCCAGUUGGUCAGAGAUGGGAAAGGACCCUGUGACCUCAUCCGCCGUGAGGCUCUUGACAGCUGCGAAGUGUUAUGGGCAACGCAGGACUUUGAUUUUCGGGUUACAGAUAUUGUGCUUGUCAAGAGGAGUCCCAAGGGCAAUUCACCACCAGACUUCUUUCUUGUAUACCUUGAUGAUGUGCUGGAGAACUUUGCACCUCUUCCAGGACUGAAGGAUGACCUUCAGCGACCAGUGGUCCUGAGUGGACUGAUUCUCAGUCCACUUAGCCAGCAGGAGUUCCUAUGGGGCAAUACCCUUCUUUCCUCGUUCGACCAUGGAGAUACUUUUGUGCUCUUCCCAGGUCUUCCAAAGGACAUUGUCAUCAAGUACUUUACUCUUUCCUCUUAUGGAGAGUUUACAUUUGUCACACAAGAUGAACAGAUUUGGUGGGGUAAAGAAAGGCAGUCCCUUCUUAUCCAGCUUCGUCCCUCAAAGGCCUGGAAUAUUUUCAACAGCUUAUGGUUUUUACAACAUAAAGAUGCACAGGGUAUAAAAGACUAUUCCAUGGUCACCCUGUUUUAUGAUUUAAACAAAGAUCUACAAGAGCUUCUAUACAUGGUGGACAGUAGUGGCGAGGGCUUCCUAGUGAAGAGAAAGUUACCUGUUGCUGAAAUUCUCUCUUAUAGAGACUUUUAUACAAUGUGGAAAAGUAGUACUGAUAGCACUAUCCAGUAUAAAUAUUCCUGUCCUUUUUCCCGAAUACUCUAUCAAAGCACACCAAGCCAGGAGUCCUACAGUCGCAUCAUGUACUACCAUGCUGAGCCUCCUGUUUCCUUGGCACAGUCUGGAUUUCAUUCUUUUAAUUCAAUUGUUGUUUACCAGGGCCUUGCCUACCAUCUAAUGCGGCUGCACACAGACUACAGCAUGCGGCUGUAUGCAGACCCUGUAAAUGAUCCUACAUAUCGCUGGUGGUUAAAGACGGCCGAGUAUAAGGAUUUCUAUAGAUACUUAGCUGGGCAUCGUAUGUACAAUAAAGAGAUAUAUGUGGACAUGGACAGCUAUGGAAAAGAUUCUGUUGCCAUCCUGGAGAGUGAAGUGCCAAGUGCUAUCUAUUUGGACAAGGGAGGCUCCUAUGAUUUUGCUCUUCAGCUGCAAGUGACUGGUGACUUUGAGCAGGAAGAUGCCGAAGUCACAAUGCUGAAGUUAUUUGAACUUGGGAUUUCAGCAACUGUCAGCAAACAAAGUGCCGUAAUUAUCAACAUGACUACUACAGUGAAUGUGGGCAGCAGGAGUAUGACAUACAAGGUAAAAAGCAAAGUGGCAACUAUGGAUAAACUGAGAAUGACAAGAAAACGCAAGAUCAGGAUCUCAGAUGGUGGAAUCAAUACAGAGCAUGCUGGACCAGGAAACAGUCUCAUACAGACCAUGCUGGUGCUGAGGGUGAACAUUUUUGAACAGCUUUGCUUUCAAGACACCAGGUCUGGUAUUGCGUUGAAGAACCAAAUAUCCGUUCCCUUGUAUGUGGGUUGCCGUCCAGAUCAUAGACUGGUAUUUGACUUUGAGCGCACUGUCCAGUACAUGGAAGAGAACAAGAAGAAGCACCGGGAUUGCCCUAUUGUAACCCCUCUGAAGCCAUGCUUUUAUUUUAAGGAUGACUUUUGGCCUUUCUUCAUUGUGCAGGACACAGUGCUCAGCCGUUCAGAUCCCUAUUUAGGCAGUUACACAUUUAAAGUGAUUGGCGGAGGACCUCAUCAUGAGGAGAACAUUGUAUACUAUGAUCUUGAACAUAUAAAGCUAUAUAACACUGACAGUGGAGGUGCUCAGCAAGCUGUCAUUUGGGAAACACCGCUAAGCCCUGAAGAAAUCAACACAACUGAUGAUGGAUUUGUCAUUUUUAAGGACACUGUCAACACUGUGAGGUGGCUGUGCCAGCCUCACUCGCCAUGUGGGGAUAUUGUUCCAACAGGAACAGAACCACUGGAGUUUUUGUUUGUCAUUGAAGUGUCAACUAGAGGCUUUGACAACACCAGCUACUGUGAGCACACCUUACAUUUUGUGUUGUACCUUCAUGGGAUCCCCAUAUCAGAGAACUUUCUUUUCAGUGUGGCGAAUAUGGUACAUAUAGUCAUGUGGACCUCUGUCGUCAUAUCCUAUUUACAUGAAUUGUUUGGACCAAUGCUGUACCCCAAAAUUGUACGUCAGUUUAACAGAAUUUUCAGAAGGCUGAGGCAAUACUGCUUGACACUUCACCAUUGA